Closterium sp. Naga37s-1 is the source of this 3993-nucleotide messenger RNA. Lineage: Eukaryota; Viridiplantae; Streptophyta; Zygnematophyceae; Desmidiales; Closteriaceae. The record is from the annotation of a GenBank genome assembly.
AUGCCGCGCAAGCCGGUUGCUAACUUCCUGUCGUGGGCGUCGAAUGUGCUGGAGGCUGUCGACCAAUCAGCGGCGAGCUUGAGCGACUCCACAAACCCUCAUCGCAGGAAGCACCGGCGCGAGUGGGGCGCGGCGACGGACGGGCAGGUGUCGGACUCGGCGUGGGUGGACGCGAGCGACGGCGACGCCAGCAGCGCCGGGUACGCCAGCGACCACCUGCCACCGUUGGGGGGGCGCCGCGCCUGGGAAGGCCCGGAGGGGCGACGUGCAGUGGCGGGCGGAGGAGGGCUGGAGUCGGGGGGUGAGCACGGUGAGGGGCGGGCGGGGAGCAGAGAGGUGCUGGGCGGGGUGGUGGAGGGGGAGGGGGAGCGUGGCGGUUGGGGCACGCAUGGCAGUGGUGGGGGUGUGGGGGAGCGUGGUGGGAGCGCUAGUGGGCGGGGGCUUGCGAGCAGCAGCAGCCUGGGCGGUGUGGGGCGUGGAGGUGGGGGCCAGCGGCACGCAGAGGAGGGCAGUGCGCGUGCAGGCGGGGGGCAUGCGGCAGGCAGUGGCAGCAGCGGUGGUGGCUUGAGGCGUGCAAGGGAGGGUGGCGCUGCUGCUGCGGGCGGCAAGUGGGGUGGCGAGGGAAGCGCAUUGAGCGGCACGGGCGAGUGGCAUGCACAUGAGUUCGAGGCGUGGGGCGGCGAGUGGGAGAUGCAAGGAGGGGGGGACGAAGGAGGGGAGGGAGGUGGUGAGGAGGCGACGGAGGAUCGUGGGGGAGUGCAGGGGAAGGGUGCAGGAGAAGAAUCACAACGCAAGGAAGGUCCAAAUGGAGAAACGGGAGAACCUGCAGAUGAUAGGGAUGAGGGGGCUGGUGCAGCAGUGGCAGCAGGGCGAGGUGAAGUUGGGGGAAGCAGCACGAGUGGCAGCAGCGGAUCUACCGGUGUGGCCACGCUCCCAAGCAGCGCGAGCGGCAGCGUUGGCAAAGCUGCUGUGAGUGCGAAGAGCAGCAGCACAGCGGCAGAGGAGCCCGGUGAUGCAGAGAGUGACAGCGCGGCUGCACCGCUGUCCACAAGUCUCGGCAGCAUGGCGGGCGGCAGCAGCAACAACACAGGCAGCAGCAGGCGGGGGCUGUUGGGGGCGCAGGUGCCUCGGGUGCUGGCGGUGGCGCGCAGCCCAUCGGUGGAGAUGGACGCCAUGCGGUCGUGGCGCCGCCGCAUGGAGGCACACGCGUGGACCAGCCCUGCCAUGCGCUCCGAGUUUGACCACGCCAGCCGCGAGUGCAGUCAGAUGGAGGCGCGGGUGUCAGUAGUGGUGGGCGAGAUAGAGCGGCUGCAGCAGGCGGCACAGCACAUGGCUGACGGGGCGGCCCAGGAGAUCGGCAGCCUGCAUGCUGAGCUGGCAGCUGCCACAUCAGCGCUGGAGCAGGAGAGGUCAAAACAUGCUGCUACACGCCACGAGGCGGAGGAGCGGGAGGGGGCGCUGAGGGAGGAGCAAGCAGGGCAGGCGAGGGCAGUGGCGCGCAUUCGGAGGCAGAUGGAGGAGCGCGUGGCGGAGCACACGCGGGUCACUCGCUGCAUUCAGAGAGGAAAGAGAAUCAUCAGGGAAGGCCACCAGAGGUGGCUGGAUCACAAAUGUGGGACAACCAAUGGUGUUGGGACGACCAAUGGUGUUGGGACGACCAAUGGUGUUGGGACAACCAAUGGUGUUGGGACGACCAAUGGUGUUGGGGCGACCAAUGGUGUUGGGAAGACCAAUGGUGUUGGGACGACCAAUGGUGUUGGGACGACCAAUGGUGUUGGGACGACCAAUGGUGUUGGGGCGACCAAUGGUGUUUUGACGACCAAUGGUGUUGGGGCGACCAAUGGUGUUGGGACGACCAAUGGUGUUGGGGCGACCAAUGGUGUUGGGACGACCAAUGGUGUUGGGACGACCAAUGGUGUUGGGACGACCAAUGGUGUUGGGGCGACCAAUGGUGUUGGGACGACCAAUGGUGUUGGGGCGACCAAUGGUGUUGGGACGACCAAUGGUGUUGGGGCGACCAAUGGUGUUGGGACGACCAAUGGUGUUGGGGCGACCAAUGGUGUUGGGACGACCAAUGGUGUUGGGGCGACCAAUGGUGUUGGGGCGACCAAUGGUGUUGGGACGACCAAUGGUGUUGGGACGACCAAUGGUGUUGGGGCGACCAAUGGUGUUGGGACGACCAAUGGUGUUGGGACGACCAAUGGUGUUGGGACGACCAAUGGUGUUGGGACGACCAAUGGUGUUGGGACGACCAAUGGUGUUGGGACGACCAAUGGUGUUGGGGCGACCAAUGGUGUUGGGGCGACCAAUGGUGUUGGGACGACCAAUGGUGUUGGGACGACCAAUGGUGUUGGGGCGAACAAUGGUGUUGGGGCGACCAAUGGUGUUGGGACGACCAAUGGUGUUGGGACGACCAAUGGUGUUGGGACGACCAAUGGUGUUGGGACGACCAAUGGUGUUGGGACGACCAAUGGUGUUGGGACGACCAAUGGUGUUGGGACGACCAAUGGUGUUGGGACGACCAAUGGUGUUGGGGCGACCAAUGGUGUUGGGGCGACCAAUGGUGUUGGGACGACCAAUGGUGUUGGGACGACCAAUGGUGUUGGGACGACCAAUGGUGUUGGGGCGAACAAUGGUGUUGGGGCGACCAAUGGUGUUGGGACGACCAAUGGUGUUGGGACGACCAAUGGUGUUGGGACGACCAAUGGUGUUGGGACGACCAAUGGUGUUGGGACGACCAAUGGUGUUGGGGCGACCAAUGGUGUUGGGGCGACCAAUGGUGUUGGGACGACCAAUGGUGUUGGGACGACCAAUGGUGUUGGUCUGCUCACAGCACGCCUGUCUGCCCUGCACGCCGCCACGCCCGCUCGCGACAGCAGCACCGCUGCCGCCGCUGCAGUGCCCGGCCCAGCCUCCGCCACCAGUGCUGCGCUGCUGCAUGAUAACUCGGGUGGUGCUGACGCAGGUGGUGAGGCGCAGCAGCAGCAGCAGCAGGGACAUGCUGGGAGCGAGGGGGGAGGGCAGGAUGGAUCAAGGCGUAUGCAGGGAGGUGCAGCAGAGGGGGAUGACGCGAGGCAGGGGGGAAGUGAGCAGGAUGGGAGAGGGGCUUGUGCAGAUGAGCAGCAGGAGCUGGUGAGUGCACAUGCCCCUCUGUGCCCGUCCCUGCAUCUUCUCCCUUCCUCCUUCACCUGCCUUCGUGCCAUGUUGGAUGGUGAGGUGGCAUCUCUGAAGCACCAACUGCUCGCCCAACAGGCAGCACUGGCCAAGCAGCCGACCGCAGGGGAGCGCGAGAAGCAACUGGAGCGCCGCCUGAGGGCGCUGUCAGAGAAUGUGCAGGGCAAGCAGGUGAGUGCAGGGCAAGCAGGUGAGUGCAGGGCAAGCAGGGUCUCACCCCUCUGUUGUAGUUCCCCCUCACCCCCUCUCACCCUCCUUCCCCCUUUCCUCCCUCUUCCCCCCCACCCUCUUCAAUUCCUUCCCUCCCUCCCCACGCGGCAGGCACAGGCGGAGGCGCUGAGCAGCGAGGUGGCGUGGCUGCAGCAGCAGCUGGACCACACAAGGGGGGAGCGCACGCACCUGCUGCUGGCCGUGGGGGAGCAGGGCGGCGGCACUGGGGGCGGUUUAGGGAGGGUGGGGGGGUCGCGGGGCGAGGUUGGGAGCAGGGAGAGAGGGCGGUGGCGGGUUGAGGGGAGCAGAGGGUGGGGUGCGGGCAGAGGGGUUGAGCACCGUAUGGUGGCAGCGCUGAGCUGGGCACGAGGCAGCACGGAGGACGAUCCGAGUGGCAAGAGCAAGCAGAGGGCGCUGCGCAUGCGCGUGUGGGAGCACGUGGUGGACGCGGCACGAGCGCUGGACGCCUUGAGUCUGCGCGUUGGCAGUGCGCUGCAGCGCAACUCCUUUGUGCGCUCGCUCGUGGUGGCUUACGUGCUUGCGCUGCACCUCUCUGUCUUCCUCGUUCUCUCCUUUGUCAGCCUCGAACAUGCUCUGCACAACUUGUAG